Fusarium redolens is the source of this 1119-nucleotide messenger RNA. RefSeq lists its product as uncharacterized. The transcript has 3 exons. Gene Ontology annotation, biological process: proton motive force-driven ATP synthesis. Gene Ontology annotation, molecular function: proton transmembrane transporter activity. NCBI's taxonomy places the organism in Eukaryota, Fungi, Ascomycota, Sordariomycetes, Hypocreales, Nectriaceae. The record is from RefSeq and is a predicted model, not a curated record. Bases 46 to 765 code for a protein of 239 amino acids.
CAAGAUUAUCCUCUCCGCUCUCUCGACAUCGUAACCUUCCUCAAAAUGGCGACUCGAAGCGCAGCUCUCAAGCUUGACUGGACCAAGGUCACCAGCUCCCUCGGUCUCCGUGGCCAGACCGUUGCCUCCCUGCAGGCCUUCAAGAAGCGCAACGAGGACGUCCGCCGCAAGGUUCAGCAGCUCCAGGAGCAGCCCACCACCGUCGAUUUCUCCCAGUACCGAUCCGUCCUCAAGAACCAGGCUAUCAUCGAUGAGAUCGAGAAGCGAUUCAGCGCCUUCAAGCCUGUCACCUACGAUGUUAGCCGACAACUGAAGGCCAUCGACGCUUUCGAGGCCGAGGCCGUGAAGAACGCCGAGGCUACCAAGGAGGCCGUUGACCUCGAACUCAAGGAUCUUGCCGCUACCCUCAAGAACAUCGAGGAGGCCCGACCAUUCGAGGAACUCACUGUCGACGAGGUUGCCGCUGCCGAGAAGUCUAUCGACGAGAAGACUGCUCAGCUCGUUUCCAAGGGCCGAUGGAUGGUGCCUGGAUACAAGGUAUGUUAUACGGAUGACGGAGGAGAUGACAGCACUAACAUCCACUGCAGGAGAAGUUUGGCGACUUGGCUGUGGUUUAAACGAAUCACGAUAUACCUUUUCCGGCUUCGCGUUGUGUACUCUAGCAUUGUAGAUACGAGAUCCCGAGGGAGAACCCGGCUUGUCUCAUACCCAAUCAGCUACAAUUUUUCCUCAGUGCUUCAUAAUGAAUUCUUUUUGGGACCUUGAGAAUUGCGGUUCGAUGUGAAGCAUAGUGUCCAGGUUCUCAAUUCCCAGACUAACCUUAGACUUGUCUAUUUAUGUCUCUUAGCAACCCAGCUUAAACUGAGACUCCUUGUUCUUCGUUCUCAUCACUUUCAUCUGCUGUUUGCGGACAAAUUCUUGGGGAAUGAAUCUUCAGCCCUUUGUCGACGUGUGGCCCAAUAUUGACACAGUAUGAAGACAGUCUUUUGGGAAUGUUGAACAAUGUGAGGGAGGCAAAGGCUGAAUUCUGAUAUACCUAUUGUGUACGACUAUAUCUCAAUGUAUUUAAUGUGGACUGUAGACUAAUCUAUCUGUAAAAGCAUGCCCCAUCUAUCAAGU